UGAGCCGUACUAUCUUUAGCCAGGGAGAUAUUUAUAUCCCCCGGGAAGUUUCUUCCGCUCCGGGGGGAGCCCCAGAGUCUGUGGCCGCUGAAUCCAAGCCCCCCGGCGGCGGCCCCCGCCCGUCCGGCUCGCCAUGCCACGGGCCCCAGAGGCCCCCACGGUGCAGGUGCGGGUGGACGACCAGCUCUUCCAGGCCGAGCGGGCCCUGCUGGUGGAGCACUGCGGCUUCUUCCGCGGUCUGUUCCGCUCCGGCAUGCUGGAGACGCGCGCGGCCGAGGUGCGCCUGGGCGCGCUGAGCGCCGCCGGCUUCCACACCACGCUGCAGGUGCUGCGCGGCGAGCGGCCCGCGCUGGCGGCCGACGAGGAGCUGCUGCAGGCCGUAGAGUGCGCCGCCUUUCUGCAGGCGCCGGCGCUGGCGCGCUUCCUGGAGUACAGCCUCACGUCGGACAACUGCGCGCUGCUGUGCGACGCGGCCGCAGUGUUCGGCCUGCACGACGUGUUCCACAGCGCCGCGCUCUUCAUCCGCGAUGGCGGGCGCGAGCUGGCGGCCGAGCUAGCGUUGCCCGAGGCCCGCGCCUACGUGGCGGCGCUGCGGCCCAGCAGCUACGUGGCCGUGAGCACGCACACGCCGGCGCCGGGCUUCCUGGAGGACGCGUCCCGCACGGUGUGCUACCUGGACGAGGAGGACGACACGUGGCGCACGCUGGCCGCGCUGCCCCUGGAGGCCAGCACACUGCUGGCGGGCGUGGCCACGCUGGGCAACAAGCUGUACAUCGUGGGCGGCGUGCGGGGUGCCAGCAAGGAGGUGGCGGAGCUGGGCUUCUGCUACGACCCCGAGGGAGGCACGUGGCGCGAGUUCCCCAGCCCGCACCAGCCGCGCUAUGACCUGGCGCUGGCCGGCUUCGACGGCCGUCUCUAUGCCAUCGGCGGCGAGUUCCAGAGGACGCCCAUGAGCUCUGUGGAGAGCUAUGACCCAGCCACGGGCUGCUGGAGCUUCGUGGCCGACCUGCCCCAGCCGGCCGCGGGAGUGCCCUGCGCCCAGGCACGUGGCCGCCUCUUCGUGUGUCUGUGGCGGCCGGCAGACACCACGGCUGUGGUGGAGUACGCUGUGAAGGCGGACACGUGGCUGCAGGUGGCCGAGCUGCGGCGUCCGCAGAGCUACGGUCACUGCAUGGUGGCCCACCGCGACAGCCUCUACGUGGUGCGCAACGGACCUAAAGACGACUUCCUCCACUGCGCCAUCGACUGCCUCAACCUGGCUACGGGCCAGUGGACCGCACUGCCUGGCCAGUUUGUCAACAGCAAGGGAGCGCUCUUCACGGCGGUGGUGCGCGGCGACACAGUCUAUACGGUCAAUCGCAUGUUUACGUUGCUCUAUGCCAUCGAGGGUGACACCUGGAGGCUGCUCAGGGAGAAGGCCGGCUUCCCAAGGCCGGGGUCCUUGCAGACUUUCCUCCUUAGGCUUCCUCCUGGCACUCCCGGGCCUGUGGCCCCAACACCAGAACUGUGAUUCUGAGUUGGCCUUUAGCAGGGGCUAUCCCAAGUCUUCGCUGAGCCAUGGCUGAGUCUAUAAGGCUGGCCUUCGAAGCUGCUUGGAAAUUCUGUCUCCCUGGUUGAGACAUGCAGGUCUUGGGCCUUGUGAUGAUAUGAACAUGUCCAAGAAAUUCAGAGAGUAACAAUGGGGCUGGGGUCUGAGCCUUCAAAUUACUUGGGCUCUGCUGAGAGGUGGUGGGUCACAAUGCCAGUGGAUUGGGUUGGGGGGUAGGAUUUCAAUAAUCCAGGCUUGUGUCUGAAUGGGCCAAUAAUUGAGCAUUACUGGGAGUGAGUUAAGCGAUGUUAAUCAAACUGCCAGUCAGUUGGCAAGAAUCAGGCACCUACUGUGUGUCUUGUACAGUGCUAGGCCCAAGGUCACUGUAGUUGCUAGAGGGGUCUACAAAGCCUAGAGUCUAGCCCAAGACCAAGGUUUGCACACACUUGUCUUGAUCCACUGAGGGCUAAAGUCAGUAUGCAAACAAAAAGAGACCAAAACCUCACAGUGGAAUAAAAUAGUAUUGAAGAAAUCAGGACAAAGGGAAAAUAGGGAAAGGAAAAAUAUUUAACUCCAGGAAGGGUGAAGAAGAGAGGCAGGGUAAUUAGCUGCUGCAGUGGGGAGGUUCAGAUGAUGGAAACAGGGCUCAGAAGAGAUGGGGGAAAGCUGGAACAGAUGGGAGGAGGCUCUGUGAGCACAGCCUUUAAGGCAGAACAUCUGUGGAUGGAGGCAUUUGAGGAGGGGGCGAGGCUGGCAUGGCUUGUAGAGACAAUAACUGAGCUGAACCUGGGGUGACACCUAUGAGAGAGAAUGGGCUCCCCACAACCCCUCACAGGAUGCGGACUGGCGGAGAGAAGUCAGUUGCAAGCCCUUGCCCACUCCCUUUUUUGCCAUCACCCUGUGGGCAGUGGAUUAUUAACUUCCAUGACUUUAGGUCACUCAAGGCAAGAGCCCAAUCCUGACCAGGUCUAACUGCAUCCUCCUCCGCAUUCUGCAGGUUAAUUGUCUCCUCCAAGUCUCUGCUCCUGCCAUUCUCUGGGCCUGGAAUGCCUUUCCUCUCCCCCUGCCCCCGCCACCCCUCUGUUGGCCCUGUACCUACCUCCUCUGUGCAGGGUUGGCUGUUCCCGACCUUGGCCAUCUGCAUUGCUCAUUGGACCUCUGAAUGACUUCCUUCCGUAUAUGUGUGAAACCGUGCACGUGUGCAGAUAACAAGGGCAAAGAUCCCGUUGUCCUAUCAACUGACCUGGAAACUUCCCCACCUACAGAACCAAAUGAUGAAGUCCUGAAAGAACCCAGGCCAUAGAGGCUGUCUUACUUAGGGAACUGGUAUUAGAGGAAGACUCUUGUCCCUCUUUUAGGAUACUCCUAUCCUGAUUUCUGGUCACCUGCCUACCCGAGUCCUCAGCUUCUCCAUGCCCUAAGUGCCCUAAAUGGUCUCUAUCUUCGAAGACCUGAGGCCUGUGGGAAAUUCCAGCCUCGUCAGAAGUAUAGAAUGUAACAUCAGCGCGGAGCCUAGUGUCAGGGCUGCCUGGAGCAGGCUUUGCCCCUGACCUAUAUCCCAAGCCCUGCGGAAUGCUGCCCUCCGAAACCUGGCAUCUGCCAGCCCUGGAGUAGCCCAAAUCACAACAAUAAAUCCUGACUUUGGCAUCCUGUGAAUAAUGUGCAAAGUACUUUCACAUCCGUCUUCCUGCUCCAACACUGCCUCAGUCCUGGGAGUUCGGUACCUUCUCUCAAUGGCAGACACAUGAGAUACGUGAGGCCCAGAGGCCAAGCGAUGCACCCAGAACCACUGUCCUCAUGCUGAAGCCUACAGAGCCCCUCACUUUCUGAUUCCAUCACAGUAUAAUUGUUACCACGUGUCAAAGUUUUAUUUAAGUUGUUAACAAAGGAACCAGAAGAAUGGAAAACUGGUUCAGAGGAACAUUUGAGAGACAGAGAUUUGUGUCUUUAGUUGGAAAAGACCUGUUGAAAUAAAUUUGCUAAGAUAAGAGGUGAAGCUGGUUAACUUCCAGGACAAUAAAACCAUAACUUUCGUGGUUCUGUACUGGACUGAAAAACCUUUGCACCUCUGCAUACACACAUCUACCUAUUAUUUAUGCAGCUACAAGUGAGCGUGUAGCUUCACAAAGUCGGGACUCUAGUCAAUAGUAAAUUGUGAAACAGGGAUUUAGUUUUUCCUGAGAGAAUUCUUAGCUGUUCAACCCUACCCCACAACAACAUUGAAAAGAUAUACAGUCCUUCCAUCUAUGUCCAAGUUACGGAUAAUUUUUCGUAACAGUUCAGAGCAUGCUCUUCUGUGCUCACUCCUCCUGCCUAGUGCUCAGCCCUGAAAUUUGCAAUCUCGAGAUCCAUUGGCUCAUCUG
Molecule: messenger RNA, 3891 nt
Organism: Mustela lutreola (European mink)
Lineage: Eukaryota; Metazoa; Chordata; Mammalia; Carnivora; Mustelidae
Gene: KBTBD13
Product: kelch repeat and BTB domain containing 13
Exons: 1
Coding region: 134-1510 (458 amino acids)
Molecular function (GO): protein binding
Source: RefSeq, a predicted model, not a curated record